Anopheles moucheti is the source of this 2162-nucleotide messenger RNA. RefSeq lists its product as uncharacterized. NCBI's taxonomy places the organism in Eukaryota, Metazoa, Arthropoda, Insecta, Diptera, Culicidae. The record is from RefSeq and is a predicted model, not a curated record. The coding region runs from base 219 to 401 and encodes 60 amino acids. The transcript has a single exon.
GCCAUAAUCGUCUAAAGCACUAAACCCCACAAUGGCGUUGGAAAUCUUAGAUCCCACUGGUUACUACUAGAGGCCUUCUAGCGUCUUCAGCUUCACAUCUAAACAGACCUGUUGAGGACCAACUUCUACGACCCCGCCGUUUUAAGGUGUACUGCAGAUAUUCGUAACCACUCGAACAAAACCAUCCCAAAAAAAAAAACAAAAACACCAUCACCAAGAUGAAUCGCAAGCUCGAUCCCACCGGAAUGUACCGGCGACCCAGCAGUGGCGCCACCAGCUUCCAGCGCACCCCGUUCCACCAUCAACAGCUGCAAAACCACCAGCGGAUGCCGCACCAUCAUCAGCAGCAGCAGCAGCAUCAAGUAAAGUGCCAUUAUCUCGACCCGACCGGGCUCUACUAGCCUUCGCCUUGGUUUGUGUAGAGACCGGGAUGUAUGGGGUCGAGGAGAACCGCGAGAGCCCAACGCACCCCCGGGGAAAUGGAGCCCCAACCGGCCACCGGCAACCGUGCAGGAACACGGGCAGGAUCUUCCGCAUCGCUCGUGCGCCCAAAGGAGUGUUUUGAGUGCCUGUGUGUUUGUGUGUGGUGACGUGUUUGGGGCUGCAUCCCUCCCGUUGUUCGUGAAUCUCUCGUGCUAGCAGCAGCACAAUGUGAUACUUUUACUGACGUAUUAGCGGAACCGACUGGCCCAUCCUAACUCUCUCCCUCUGUCUCACCUAUAACCUCCACCCGUGACCGGAAAUUUGCCAUUCGACACUACCGACUGGCGGAUGGCACAAUGGUGGACGAUGCCCUGGAUUUUUUCUUUGGGUGCGAGGCCGCAAGGAUUCGUCGAGCGGAAAACUGCGGCAAACGGUGGCUUCCCGGUUCCCGGGCACCCGAUGGGCGAGUUCGUUCGCGGUUCGUUCCAGUGGCAGCAAACCCCCGUGCAUGAAAGGAAGGGUAAUCGUAACCUACUACUAGUAAUUAUUAUUAUUUUUUGUUUUCUUGCACGGUAAGCGCAUGGAGGAGUUAGGAGCAGGUCUUUUGGGUGUAUUUUUUUUAUUUCUUUCAUUUUUUUUUACACUCUCCGUUCUCCAAUCACUUACUGUUUUGGAAAGGGAAGAAGGAUUGAGGCCCGAUAGAUGGAUCCUCCGUUCACUUAUACACAUUUAAACUUCGAAUAGAGUUCGAUCCGAUUCGAGUCUUUAGUGCCUUAGACGCGUUUUACUACUCCACUGACUCACUUACCUACCUUUAGCUACUACUAUUAAUAAUAUUAUUAUUGACUACCUUAAUGUUAAUCUUACUCGCUUAAGCGCCACUCUCCGGUGAGCAAACUUCGUCACCAAAAUCUCACUGCCCUAUUGCGGUUUAAGUAGUGCGUUUUUCUCACGCACCUGUUCACUACUGCGCAUACUGCCUCCCACUUUCACUAUGAUUCAAGCUAGCUAUAUCGUUCAAUUUACAGCGAACGAGUGUUAUUUAACUACUUUUUAGUACAAGCGAAAAGGGCGAAAACAACCUUACUGCCUUAUUUAGACCGUUCCACAGGGGAGGAAGUAUUCUUUCUUUUUUUUUAAAUAAUAAGUUAAUUAUUAUUUUAAUCUCCUACGACCAUCCUGCCAAACACUCACCAGCUACUCACCCUAUCUACUGUGUUUUUUUUUUAGUAGGAAUAGAUAGUGAGAUAGGGAGAACGAGAAAGAGCGUAAAUGAAUCAGCCUCCAAACUGCCAAUAUCGACACGGGCAACGGGCAGCCUUCGGGCACUUUUUGGACUCGUUGCUUAGUGUAUUUUUAAUUUUUUUUUAAUUAUUAUUAUUAUUAUUAUUAUUUGCUCUGUUUUUCACGCGUUUGUGGAACGAAGUGUAGCGUAACUUUCCUAGCGAACAGCAAAAAACAUCAAACAAGUAGCAAUAGUGUGAAAGCGAUUUUUUUUUCUUAUGAAAGCAACUUUGGUUUCCACUUUGAGCGGCACUAACUCACCAUACGCAAGCAAAAAACCAAGAUACAGAAAGAUAGCAGCAACAAAAACCGUUCGAAAUUAACUACGCCGAAUCUGUCCGAAGCAGCGCAGGAAAGGAAACGAUAUGAUGAUUAUUAUCAUUAUUAUUUUAUUAUAUAUUAUUAUAUUAUUACGGAAUAUUUGUUGAACAUAUUAUUGAGGAAAACCAUAUAAA